AGAGCGAGUGAUGGAAGAAGAAGAGGGGGGUCCUAGAGGAGGUAGUGACGCAUUCCCAGGCCCCAGCAUCUCCGCACUUCUCAGCAGCAAGUAAUGAGCUUAACCACACAGCUUCAGUGCAAAGGGGUCAAUCGCUCGGAUUAUCACUGUCGAAUUUGACAUCACAAUCCUCCGCACCUCUCUGUUUUUUUACAUUCUUUUUUGGAAACCUUUGAACCUUUUGUAACCUUGACCUAUCCUAACCUAUCUUUAUUCUUGUAGGUGAAAAUUGAUACAUUAAACUUUCACAGGUUCAGAGAGGACUGGCAGCUCAAAUAUGGACCGUAGUUUACUCCAGCUAAAACAAAGGGUGUAUAAGUGUUGUUGAGUUUGGGGGUGGAUGGUAGCUUUCGGGACAGGGAUUCACUUUUGUUACCUUUGAAAACAUAACCCAAUGCCACUGUGCAACAACAAGGUAGCUGACGAUGGAACUUCAGCACAGCCACUGCAAGAGGGAAAAGCAAUGGUGGACUCCCUUAUCAAGGUGGUGGCAUGUUAUCGGCACUUGGCCUCUUGUAUUGGUGGAUGCACGGACAACUCCAGCCUAAGACGUGAUCUUCGGCAAACACGAGAGCGAGCCCAGACACUAGCGCUGUCCUGCCGAAACCACCUGACAGCUCGACUGAGGGAUAAAACAUUACCGGAGGCUGAGAGGAAGGAAACAGAGCUGCUAUGGGUGGCAUUCUCCUCUUGUCUGGAGCUCUUACAUGCAGACAUGUGCAAGGUUUUCACCAUGGUCAAGCACUUUUCCUUGGCCAAUAACAGUACCAUGGUGCAAACCGGCAUACAGGGGGGGACAACAGAGUUGGCAGCACGGGCUUUGAGCCUGCCUGACCUGCAGGAGGCAGGUGGCAGUACCCAGACAUCCAGCAUGGAGGGUCAGGAGCAGAGUCAGCUGGAGCAAGAGAUUGCACAGGUGGACCGUACACUGGAGGACAUGGAGCUGAAGGUCAAUGUGCUGCGCUGGACAGUGGAGGCACUGGGUCCUCAGUAUGCUGACCCCGUCAGCACUGACAGUGCUUCGCUAGCGCUGCUGUCCAUCGACGAAGAGGCAGCUCAAGCCUUUUGCAGUCGCAGCCAGGUGUUUGCAGCAAUGAUGCUGUGUGGUGUGGCAAUCUUUGCCGUAGUGCUAUCAGUGUGUGUGGUGUUCCUGGUCUGAAGUCUUAUCACUUGUGUUGUGUAGGUUUUUCUUUUUCCAAGGUCUCUUCAGCUGUGUUCAGCCAAACAUCAACAGUCUGUGUACUUAUUAACUAUGUAACAGUUCCUUACUUUUGAUCUCGACAGAGCCUGUGACUCCCUUUUACAAAUCAAAAAAACUUUGCCAAUAAUUUUGAGUGUGUGAUCAUUUAUAGCAAAGUAAAGCAAGAUAAAUUAAUCUUCACUCUAUUGCUGAAUUGAAAGUAGUAAAAUAGUAAAAAAAUAAGAUCUGAUUUACUGAUGUAGUAUGAGCAUGCUGCGCAUAAACACAAGAUCGGUUUACUGUUCAUAGGCUGGUUCAUCAUAUUGUACCUUCAGAACUUUGCUCAUCAUCUGUUUUAGUUUUUGAGUGAAUAUAGUAUCAAUAUCAACACUGACACAACAUUUAAUCCUUUAACUAUUACCUAGCAAAUGUGUACUGUCCUCUCAAAACACCACCAACAGAAACACAUAGGGCUUUAAUAUGUUAUGCACAUGUUUUUAUCUAUUGUGGCUUUUAAUUAUGCUUAAUUAUGUAGUUUUGUGACAGGUUUCGAAACCUGUUACAAAAGCCAGAAACAAUAGAAUUGUUUGUUUUAAAAGGUUAGUCAGCGUUAACUGGUAUUAAUACUCUGUUACUAAUUAUAAACAAG
Molecule: messenger RNA, 1868 nt
Organism: Sinocyclocheilus grahami
Lineage: Eukaryota; Metazoa; Chordata; Actinopteri; Cypriniformes; Cyprinidae
Product: regulator of G-protein signaling 9-binding protein B-like
Exons: 3
Coding region: 434-1198 (254 amino acids)
Source: RefSeq, a predicted model, not a curated record